Messenger RNA from Paramecium tetraurelia, 997 nucleotides. RefSeq lists its product as uncharacterized. NCBI's taxonomy places the organism in Eukaryota, Ciliophora, Oligohymenophorea, Peniculida, Parameciidae. Gene Ontology annotation, molecular function: oxidoreductase activity. The transcript is spliced from 3 exons. The record is from RefSeq and is a predicted model, not a curated record.
AUGAUUACCAUUCUUAAUAAGGCUGUGAAUUUUUAUACAAAAAACAAAAGAAGAAUUGAUCCUCAUAUUACAUUGCUAGGGCUCUACUUAACAACCAAAUUCUUAAUCAAAAAGACAAAGUACAUUCUAUCAACUUUAAUGCUUUCCCAAGUUGAUAUUGUGAAUAAAUAUGGAAAAGGAUCAUAUGCCUUAAUCACAGGUGGAGCUGGAGGAAUUGGAAAAGAAUUCGCUAUUGAUUUAGCAAAGAAGGGAUUUAACUUGAUUAUCGUUGAUUUCAAUCAAGUCAAUUUGGAAUCUGUAUAAUAAGAAAUCCUAAAAAUAAAUAAUAAUCUGAUGGUUAAGACAAUCUAAUUAGACUUUAGUCAAGGCAAUAAUCCCGACUUCUUUAAGAAAUUGCAAUAAGAAAUAUCAAAUUUAGAUAUUUCCAUUUUGAUUAAUAAUGUAGGGACAGUCAAAGGAGCCACUGGUAUAUUUGAUAGAUAACCUAUUUAAAAUAUCAUAGAAGGCUUUAACAUUAAUUUUGUUACUGCCAUCAUGCUCACCCAUGCAGUCAUCAAUUAAAUGCAUUUGAGAGAUAAAUAUCAAUCAUUAAUCAUAAACCUAAGUUCUGCUUCCUCUAAUUUUCCUUUGCCUCAUUAUUUUGGAUAUGGGUCCUCAAAAAUUGGCAUGGCUAGCUUUUUUGAUGCUUUAGCCUUAGAAAAUAAGGAUAAUAAAAAAAUAGAUAUUUUGACAUUAAAGCCAUACUACGUGAGUACUGCAUUGAUUAAUUACAGAAAAGGGUUAUUUGUUAUAUCCCCAUAACAAUUGGUUCAAUAAACAUGGAAAUAUGUUGGUAGAACAACAGAGGCCAUUCCAAAUAUAAGUCAUCAAUUGUAAUAUUAUUUUGAUUCAUCAAUACCUUAUUGGUUAAUGAUGAAAAUUAAUCAAUUUUAAAGAAGACCUUAAAAAAAAUGAUAUUGAUAAUGAAUUAUCUAAAAGUAAAAUAUUAAUAGUAUUC